AUGCCUCCUAAAGGGUACCGCAAAUCAAUGCCGGGGCGCCUCAAUAGCACCAUGUUGACACCCUCACGGCGCUCACCCCGAGUCCCGGCAAAAAUGACAAACCCGUCUACCCAACCCUCCAAAUCACUCGACUCCUCCGCCGAUUCUCCUGAUUCAUCCUUCAACAUUCGUUUUUACAACCCGAAGACUCCCACCAAGUCUUCUUCCACAAGCCCUAAACCCGGAGCUGGCUCUCCGGACUUAUCCUUGAGUCAACGUCGAACUUUCCAAGCUCGGCCUUCGAGAUUGUCUACUGUUUUCACGCCGGCCGUGGAAACCCCAACCUCAACAGGCAGUCGACGAACCCUUCGUUCAACUGCCAACCCUGUACAAAACCAAUUCUCAGACGACGACUUUGCCGAAACAGGCUGGACUCUCGAACAAUACCUUGGGCUCGGCUACGAAGAAGACAUGGCAGGCCAGACUUCACCCACCAAAUCCUCCUCUAUGGGGACCCGCACCUCAGCUCGUGUACGCAAACCUACAGAGCGAUUUCUUGAGUCUCAAAAGUCCCAGCCAAAGCCCGGGGAGAACAAUGGCAAUGCCCCUGCCGUAUCCAAGAGGCAAACCACUAAGACUAUACAAAGGAUAUCCCAGAAAAAGACCCCUGCUCCAAAGAACGCCUUCAAGGCCAGCUCCGCUCUGAAAGGAAAGCAAGUUGAGGACGCGCCCGAACUUGAACGUAUCAAGAUCAAAGAAGAAGAUGCGGCUCAGAGUCUGUAUGAGUUGGCUCGUUUUGCCUUGGGCCCUGACUUCGAAAUUCCCGAGAAUCCAAGCGAGCUUAUCGAUGAGCUUCGCGCAGCCUAUUUCAAGCGUGAGGCUGAAAUUAAGACCACUCGAGAUUUACAGGACGACCAGGAAGCCCAGGACGUACGCGAUGCAUUAGAUGCCCAACUCGACGAGUAUGAUGACUCGGACGAUGAUGUCGUGAGCCACACUAAGCCCACAAAAGCUCACAAUUCUGCCAAGCCUUCGAAACAUGUGAAGUCGGUAAAGGAUGUUGAUACUAUGGAGCCUAUCCACUCCACUGAGUCUGUACAGCCCGCCAGUGCCUCACAGGGCGUUGAGCCCGCUGAUAAGGCUAUAUUUCGAUUCAAAAAGUCCGCGGCAGCGGUCAUCGAACCUGAUGGCUGGGUCAAGACUGGCCCCCUUGGCGCUCGCCUCGCACUUAUUUUGACGAUGCUCUUCCUUAUCCGCCUGUACGCUCGCGCUCCGACCAGCAAGCUGAGGGCGACUCUGCUCUCGGCUUCCCUCCUCUGCUGGGAGACCGGAACAUUCCUCCCGGGUGCUGAACUGGACUUUCGACCAGAGAAUGUCCAGGAAGAGAAAGCGCGAGUGUCCAAGGUGUCUUCCAAGACUCCCGCAAAGCCCGUCUCAAAGCUUUCCUCCAAGACUGCUUCUACGAAACCUGUCAAGAAGUCUUCAAAAGCUAUUGCCAAGGGUGGCCCCAAAUCCGAGUCUAAGUCUUCCAAGACUGUAUCCAAGACUGCCCCAAAGUCGAUCCCAAAGUCGACCCCAAAGUCGACCUCAAAGUCUACACUGAAGUCCACGCCAAAGUCUGCUCCAAAACCCUCCACUAAGACCCCUGCAAAGGCUUCUGCAAAGACCUCGGCAAAGGCCCCUUCUUCCGCACCCGCGACAAAGGUCCAGCGCAUCACGCUCAAGCUAGGUCCCGCUCCCGAGUCGGAAAACGAGCGCACCUCGGGUAAUUCAGGCUCACCAGAUGAGAAGGUCGAGGGGGUCCCCGUCGCGAAGGGCAAGAAACGCAAGUCUGAUGUCCUCUCCGACGAAGAUGAGCCCAAGCCGAGCAUGUUGAAGAAGCGCGCAACCGAGAAGUCCACCCCCGUCAAGUCCAAGACCUUUGCCCACCUUGCUCCUACCACUGGACCCCCCACCGCCAUGACCAUUCCCACUGUUCAUGGCCGUGGAUCUUCUCAGGCCACGGCUCGUGGCUCACGAGGUUCUCGUGGCCCCCGUGGAUCUCGGGCCCCUCGCGGCUCCCCCAUCUCUCAAGGUCGUGGCCGCGGUCGUGGUUCGGCAAGUGUAACUGAAACCACUACAAUUCAUCCUGCCGAAGCUAGAGCUGCCACUACAUCUGGCUCUACAAACUCUACCCGCGGAAAACAAGGCGAAGCCCGCGUCGCCCGAGGCCCAAGUCGUGCCCGUGGUCGCGGCCGCGCGCGCGGUGGUGCUUGA
Messenger RNA from Penicillium maclennaniae, 2235 nucleotides. RefSeq names its product putative GPI-anchored cell surface glycoprotein. Lineage: Eukaryota; Fungi; Ascomycota; Eurotiomycetes; Eurotiales; Aspergillaceae. The record is from RefSeq and is a predicted model, not a curated record. The transcript is spliced from 2 exons. The coding region runs from base 1 to 2235 and encodes 744 amino acids.